UACAAUAUUUGGUUUGUGUUCAUAGAUAUUCCAAGCUUUAAAGAUAGAAAUGGUUGCAGAACAUUAAGUAGUGAUAAUGACUAUACCUGACUUCUCCAACUUCUCUGUAGUAAGGACAUUGUUUUUUUAGUGUGGGAAAAGCCCAUUUCACUGGCACUUUAGAUUUAUUUGUUCUGAAAAAGAAAAAUGCAAAGUUGAAAGGUAAAGCCAUGCAAUCAAGUAGUAAUACGUAAUCCUGAUGUAGAUAACUGGCACUUCAGCAUGCUUUUCAUAUUUUCUGUUUUCAGGUUUGGAGAGGCGAGUAUGAACCGAGUGAUCAGGUGGAUGGAAAAAGUGAAUAUACCUGAAGAUGCUGCUAUUUUGGAUAUUGGUACAGGAAAUGCAGCUUUUCUUGUAGAACUGGCAAAAGAGGGAUUUAAGAAUCUAACUGGGAUUGAUUAUUCCAGUGCCUCAGUAGAACUUGCAUUAAAUGUUCUGGAAGAUGAAGGCUUAAUAAAUAUCAAGGUUCAGGAGCAGGACUUUCUGAACCCCAGCACAGAGUUAAAAGAGUUUGACUUGUGUAUAGACAAGGGCACCUUUGAUGCCAUUAGUUUAAACCCUGAUGGCAGAGACAUGGUGAAGCUGCAGUACGUGACUUCACUGAGAGCUGUACUGAAACCGCACGGCCACUUUGUCAUCACUUCCUGCAACUGGACCAAAGAGCAGCUGCUGCAGAUCUUCAGCCCAGGUUUUGAGUUGCUGCAAGAGCUGCCUACUCCACAUUUCCAGUUUGGUGGGAUGACUGGUAACAGCGUCACAGCUUUGGUAUUCAGACGACUCAGCUGACCUCUGUUUUUAUAUGAUUUUAAGAAGCUCAAAUGCAGCCAUUAAAUGAAUUCAUUUGUAAUGUACCAAUUGUUCUCUUCAUACUUAAAAUAGUAAAAAUGCAAUUCAGUCCUGUGGACCUGUAUUAACGACGUUUUCAGUUUUGUCUCCGUUUUUACUAUUUACAAAUUAAUGUCAGAAGCCUGAAAUACUCCUGAUGUAAGCAACAUAAUAAUAAAGUGUGCUUUAUGGACAUAGUCCUGCUUUUUGUAUUGGAAAGCUAAAAUGCAGCCUUAUUUUAUUGAUAAAAACACUCAGCUGUCUUAUGUAUUAAUAAUGGCAUUACAGAUGUUUUAAAUUGAAAGGUAAUCAUGCUUCAUCAAUGCUAUUGAAAUGUCAGGCAACACUUUCAGAUAAAGUUAUA
Messenger RNA from Trichomycterus rosablanca, 1228 nucleotides. RefSeq names its product EEF1A lysine methyltransferase 2 (gene eef1akmt2). Gene Ontology annotation, molecular function: protein-lysine N-methyltransferase activity. Gene Ontology annotation, cellular component: cytoplasm. The record is from RefSeq and is a predicted model, not a curated record. The transcript has 4 exons. The coding region runs from base 262 to 825 and encodes 187 amino acids. Lineage: Eukaryota; Metazoa; Chordata; Actinopteri; Siluriformes; Trichomycteridae.